AUGAAUCUGCCUAGCGCACCAUCGCUCCAAGUUGGAAAUUCCGGAUGCAAAAGGGAACCCCGUGUGGAUAUCAUCCGUGUCAGAAUGUUUUUAAAUGGAAUGUUAAAAAAAAGAGAGGAAAACAUAAUCGCCAAUGGACCAUCGCCCCGAAUUUCCUGUAAAAAAAAGUUGGUGGUUGGGCUGUUUUGCCGCAAUCCCCGCAAUAAAACUCGAUUAAUGGCCGAACUCUCCUCAAAUCAGUUGUGCGAUUGUGCAUUUUCAUUUGUUUUUAAUUCUAAAUCCUGGUGUUGCCGAUACGGCUGUUGA
Messenger RNA from Trypanosoma theileri, 306 nucleotides. RefSeq lists its product as uncharacterized. The transcript has a single exon. Bases 1 to 306 code for a protein of 101 amino acids. NCBI's taxonomy places the organism in Eukaryota, Euglenozoa, Kinetoplastea, Trypanosomatida, Trypanosomatidae. The record is from RefSeq and is a predicted model, not a curated record.